AUGGUGGCCCAACUGCUAGGGCUGGUUUUUCUACUCCUGCUUCACUCUGUAAGCUCACAGAGCAUUAAUGGCGAGGUGGUGUACCGUGACAACACUAUGUACGGCGUGGUGAACAAAGCCGUCAUCCUGGAGUGCGGUAGCACCAUACCUGACAUGUACAUAUGGAGCUUCACCAGGCCCGGCACUGAAGCCAUCAAGGCGGUGGUGUACGACUUGGGCCAAGGUCCCAAGAUCCAAAAGCUGGCCCAGGCUCUCGGGGAGCUAACGGUCAUCUCCAAAAGUGCCGACGUCAGCAUCGACAAGCUGCCCGUGGCGGCGCAGGGCCUCUACACCUGCCAGGCGUUCUAUGACCUAGAAAGCGAGCCCAAGGUGUACUACUACUACGUGCAUCUUGCCGUCAGAAUUCCAGUCACAAAGCCGCACCUCCUGGCGAGCGACGUGUCUCCGGUGGAAGGUACGACAAUAUGGCUGCGAUGUAAUCUGGACAACGGGACGGGGCCCAUCCAGUACGUGUGGCAACAAGAAAGCCACCAAGGAAACGUCUCAGCGUUUGCUCAGGGCAACACCAGCGUGGUCAACGUGACGGCGGUGAACCGCAACCACACCGGAUGGUACCGAUGUAUGGCCAGCAACGCCGUCAACAGUGAGCGCUCGGAUCGGAUAUGGCUGGAUAUUAUCUUUGGCCCGGAUAUCCCCCAGAUUGAGGUGACGCCGUACACGCUGACGGAGCGAGGCUACUCGGCCCUGGAGAGAGAGACAGUGUCCCUGCAGUGUCAAGCUCAGUCCAACCCUCCCAGUCAGUACGUGUGGUUCUACAACAACUCUCAGGUGUACAGCGGGCCGCAGUUCACCAUCACCAAGGUCCUCCGGAUGCACACGGGCGACUACGCCUGCCUGGCGCAGAACACCUACCUCAACACGCGCUCCAAAAAGACCAUCAGCCUGACUGUCUACUAUCCACCAGAUGCUUCCCCUUCCUGCUCCAUGGAGCCAGCCCUGAAUCACACCUCCCUGAGACUGCGCUGCUCCUGGACGGGCGGCUUACCGUCCGCCUCCGUUUAUUGGGCUGAACACUUGAGACGUGCAGGGCAAGACGAGGUCGACAAGGGGCACACCAGCGGCAUCUUGCUGCCGUCCGAAGAACUGGCUUCAAACAGCAGCUUGUUUACGUGCACGGGCUCCCACCCUGCACUCAAACAACCAGUGGAGUGCAGCACACGUGCACAUCUACCAGCUUCAGAACCGGUGUGUUUAGCCUACGUGACAACCAACAGGCAGUAUCUCAUGUUGUCGUGCUCUUGGGAUGGAGGGGCCCCCAACGCUCUGGUGUGGUGGGAAGGCCCAAGUGGUCAUGGCAAACCUGGGGAAGAGAACUCCAACGUCCUGAUCCUUCGCUACGGAACAGCUCAAAGCGGGGAACCUUACACCUGUCACGCUAAACAUCCGCUUCUGGUCCAAACUAAGACCUGCAGGCUCACACUGGAGGCUCCUGUGUUGCUAACGCAGCGCAGCGUUGUGUCCGUGUACGAGGGGGCCGACGUGCAGCUCUCCUGCAGCCUGAGGGCCAACUACCUGCCCACAAGUGACAUAACUUGGUUCAACAAUCACGGUUUGGACGUUCAGGACACGUCCAAGUAUAUGCUGUUACGAACAUCAGCGUGGGCUAACCUGACCGUGCGAGACACGGAUCACACUAGAGACAGCGGCGAGUACAGGUGCUCCUCCUCCAACGCUGUGGGAGGUGCUGACAUCAACAUCACAUUGGUGGUCAAGAAGCACCCCAUGCCACCCAACGCCACCCUACUCAGGGUGACGUACAUCAGCCGGCAGCUCAACGAGGUGGAGCUGGAGUGGAAGAUGGAGGGCGAAGCCCGACAAGGCUGGACCGGAUUCAUUGUGCAGCACAAGUGGAUGAACGAACACCCGGGGAGGAGAACAAGUGGAAACGAUUCAAAGCAAGAGAAGAUCGGUGCCUCGGUUUGGCACCAUAGUAUUAUCCAUGACCCUGAUGUCAGGAUUCAAACAGUAGGGAUGUUGACACCCACAGCUAAAUACCAGUUCCGGGUCACACCUUUCAACCACAGAACCAUGGGGCACCCCUCUGCUGCAAUAACGCCAGCCGAGCCGCGCUCCACUAACUACCCUGCUGUGAUCGGCGCAGCAGUGGGGGGGAUGCUCUUUGCAGCCAUCGUCACAGUGCUGCUGCUUGUCUACAUAAUCCGCAACCGCAACAACAACCCUCGACUACAUGACAUGCUGUUUGGCUUGCAACACAGUCAGUCCAGGGAGAACAUCAACUUCCCAGAGGAUGAGGUGGUCCACGGAACGGAAGGGCAAAUAGGAAGCUCGUCUAGCCCAGGUCCAACACUGGCUUUACCCAGGGCGUCUUCCCCCUUGACCACCUCCCCCACUGCCGGACAAGCCCCUCCCACAGGAGACAACGAACCCGUCAAUGUCACCAUCACCGUCAAUGCGACCGGCUCCUAAAUGCAUGGAACUACUGGCCAGAUCGUCCAGUCGUUUCCAAACAUUGCAACAUUUCAAGUUUCCUAAUUCACUUACCGCAAAUUGUCUGGCAUAUAAACAUCUUUCUGUUUUGUUUUAAAUCAUUUAUUUCACAUU
Molecule: messenger RNA, 2622 nt
Organism: Nerophis lumbriciformis (worm pipefish)
Lineage: Eukaryota; Metazoa; Chordata; Actinopteri; Syngnathiformes; Syngnathidae
Product: V-set and immunoglobulin domain-containing protein 10-like 2
Molecular function (GO): protein binding
Source: RefSeq, a predicted model, not a curated record